This is a messenger RNA of Talaromyces rugulosus, 1881 nucleotides long. RefSeq lists its product as uncharacterized. The record is from RefSeq and is a predicted model, not a curated record. Lineage: Eukaryota; Fungi; Ascomycota; Eurotiomycetes; Eurotiales; Trichocomaceae. Gene Ontology annotation, molecular function: oxidoreductase activity; copper ion binding. The transcript is spliced from 6 exons. The coding region runs from base 1 to 1881 and encodes 626 amino acids.
AUGUUCUUUUCUUUUUCUGCAUUGUGUUAUAUCUUGUCCGUCUUGCCCUCGGCGACGGGGCUGCGUCAAGUUAGGCACGACGCCAACUUCCAACCAGACUAUGUCCUUCGAGUCACUGAACAGACCAUCGCCGUUGCAUGCAGGACAAGACUUUCAGCCGUUGUGAAUGGGACUUCUCCUGGCCCUCCGAUCUAUCUGAAAGAAAACCAAACAACUUGGAUAAGGGUAUACAAUGACUUUGCAUCGGAAAACUUGACUAUGAAGCAUUGGCAUGGUUUAAGUCAGUCAGUCGCGCCUUGGUCAGAUGGAACACCACAGGCAAGCCAGUGGCCAAUCAAGGCUCAGCAUUUCUUUGACUACGAGAUACGACCUCAGAUUGGAGAAGCUGGCUCGUACUUAUAUCAUUCUCACGUUGCUUUCCAGGCAGUGUCUGCUGCGGGACCUAUUAUUAUCGAAGAAGUAGACGGGCAACACCCGUACGAUUAUGACGACGAGAAGAUAAUAUUUCUCUCCGAACUUUUUAAUUUAACGGACGCAUCCGUUAACAAAAUGUUAACCGCCCCCUAUGAGGACUUUGGAUGGCCCGGAGAUGCAGAAUCAAUUCUCGUCAAUGGAAAAGGCUAUGCCAGUCUUCUCCCCGACGAAACCCUAACCCCUCGCCCAUGGUCAAGCCCAGACCCUUCAGCAGAGAAGCCCUGUGGCCCUGAGAUUAUCGAAGUUGAACCGGACACGAUAUACCGAUUCCGCACCAUUGGUGGAGUCGCCCUUAGCCCUUUAGUCUUUCAGCUUCAAGACCACGACAAUUUGACCAUUAUUUCUGCCGAUGCGAGAUAUACCCAACCCGCCAGCACUGACUUGAUCCAAAUGGGAGCAGGACAGAGAUAUGACUUUAUCAUUCAUACAAAGACAGAGGAAGAGCUCCGCAGUUUGGGCAGAAGCAUGUUCUGGAUGCAAAUAGAACCGCGCUAUCGUGAUAUAAACAGCACGUCUUAUGCUAUUUUGUCCUACAAAACCGAUCUUGGCUUCAAUAGCACGGUACCGUCGUCUGCGCCACCCGAAACUCCUAUUGACAUCCCUUUUAACAAUCAAUACUGGAUGGAAUACACCUUGCAACCCCUACAACCAAAUGGUUUCCCAAGUGCUAAACAAGUCACACGGCAAGUCUUUCUAGCGUCGUCCCAACUAAUUUCAAAAAGCGGUUUCUCCUGGACGGUAAGCAAUCGUACCUGGACCGAGAAUAAUGAACACGAAGACGACACACCAUACAACAACACUAAUUCCACACCCAAUACCCCGUACUUGGUCGAUAUAUACAGGCGUGGUGAAGCAGCCAUUCCAGACUACAACAAGGCAGUUCAAGAGUACGGAGGGUGGGACCCUGACUUCAAUGUCUAUCCUGCCAAAGUGGGAGAGGUGGUUGAUAUCAUUCUUAUCAACGAGCCAAAUGGCAUUGCUGGUGGGUUUGAUGCCCAUCCAUGGCAUAUCCACGGAGAUCACGUAUACGACCUUGGCAGCGGCCCUGGAACGUACAAUGCGACAGAGAACGAGGAAAAGUUGACAGGAUACAACCCUAUUCAGCGAGACACCAGCCUGCUAUUCAAAUACGUUUUGGGAAACGAUAUUGGAACGGGGCACGAUUACACAAGUCAAGGAUGGAGGGCAUGGCGAGUCAAAAUUCAGAACCCAGGUGUGUGGAUGGUGCAUUGCCAUAUUCUUCAACAUAUGAUUAUGGGUAUGCAAUCUGUAUGGGUAAUGGGAAAUGCAUCUGAGAUCACUCAUGGCACCACGCCUGAUCUUGUCCAGGGAUAUCUUACAUAUGGAGGAGAUGCAUACGGAAAUUCAACUCAUAAUCCUCUGGUCAACCACUAUUAUGAGGAUUAA